UAUGGUAGCUAUGCCAGUCGUGUGGGAGAGAAAAAGCAACGGGCCCGCAUGAGUGAGAGUCUUUCCCGGUUACUCAUCAUUUUAGCCUUCGGUGACACUCAGCUGACUCGAAAUAGAGUUUAAAUAAGCCUUAUAUUUUGGUACAAAAAUACAGACCGAAAAUGCCCAAGAAAGCGAAAGAAGUUGCCGAAUGGGAAGGCGAUGAGCCAGCGCCGGCAGAAAAAGCUGUAAAGAAAGGAAAGAAAGAUAAGAAAGGGAAAAAAACGUUCUUUGAGGAGCUGGCGUCAGACAAUAAACAGGAGGAGGAGGAGCCUGUUGUCAAGGAAGGAAAGCAGCCCCAGAAGAAAAAGAAAGACCGGCGAAAAGGGAGGGGUGGAGACGGCGAUGAUGAGGAUGAAGAGGUGAUGCAGAAGCUGAAGAAGCUGUCGGUGCAGCCCAGCGAUGAAGAGGAGGAAGAGGAAGAUGCUGUGAUCAUUCGCAACAUGGGUGGAAAGAGGAAUAAGGGUGGGAACAUAUUUGCUGCUCUCAGUCAGGGACAGAGUGACGAGGAUGACGAUGGCAGCAGAGACGAAGAGGAGGAAGAGAAACCGCAGAACAAGAAACCCAGCCGCAAGGCCGUUGCUCUGAAAGAUCUGGAUGAGGAUGGAGAGAAGGUGGUGAAAGGCAAGAAAAAAGACAAACCUAAAACGAAGAAAAGCAAGGAGGCAUCAGAGGACGAGAAGGAUGAGGAGGAGGAGAAAGACGAGGAAGAAAAGAAGGUGGUGAUGAAGAAGGACAAGAAGAUGCCUGGAAAAGCGCAGAAGCAGGAAGAGGAGAGUCAAGAGGAAGAGAAGCCAGUGAAGCCCCCGAAAGCAAAGAAGGAGCAGCCGAAGAAGGGGAAACCACCCCGCCCGCCGCAGAGUGAGGAAGAUGAGGAUGAGGACGAGGAGAAGAGCGAGGAGAAAGAAAAGGAUGAGGAGGAUGAAGGUGAUGAAGGAGACGGGGGAAAGGCGAAGGAGGCCGACCCCUACGCCAACAUGAGCAAGAAGGAGAAGAAGAAGAUGAAGAAGCAGUUGGAGUACGAGAGGCAGGUUGCCAGUGUUCGUGCUCAGAGUGCCACAGAGGGGGAUUUCUCAGUGUCGCAGGCGGAGAUGUCCUCCAGACAGGCCAUGCUGGAGAACGCCUCUGACAUCAAGCUGGAGAGGUUCAGUAUCUCGGCUCACGGGAAGGAGCUGUUUGUGAAUGCAGACCUCCUCAUCGUGGCGGGACGACGCUACGGUCUGGUCGGCCCCAACGGCAAAGGGAAGACCACUCUUCUGAAGCACAUUGCAAACAGAGCUCUCAGCAUCCCCCCGAAUAUCGAUGUGCUUCUGUGUGAACAAGAGGUGAUCGCGGACGACACCCCGGCGGUGCAGGCGGUACUGAAGGCCGACACCCGCCGCCUAAAACUGCUGGAGGAGGAACGACAGCUACAGAACCUGCUGGAGAGAGGAGAGGAUAGCGUGAGCGAGAGGCUGGAGAAGGUGUAUGAGGAGCUGAGGGUGAUCGGGGCGGCUGCAGCUGAGGCUAAGGCUCGCAGGAUCCUGGCUGGUCUCUCCUUCACCCCGGAGAUGCAGAACCGAGCCACCAAGAAGUUCUCCGGAGGCUGGAGGAUGAGAGUGUCUCUGGCCAGGGCCCUGUUCAUGGAGCCCACUCUCCUGAUGCUCGAUGAGCCCACAAACCACCUGGACCUGAAUGCUGUCAUCUGGCUAAACAAUUACCUGCAGGGCUGGAAGAAGACCCUGCUGAUCGUGUCACAUGACCAGAGCUUCCUGGAUGACGUCUGUACUGACAUCAUUCACCUGGACAACCAGAAACUCUAUUACUACAGGGGCAAUUACUUGGCCUUUAAGAAGAUGUACGUGCAGAAGCAGAAGGAGAUGCAGAAGCAGUAUGAUAAACAGGAGAAGAAGCUCAAAGACUUGAAAGCAGGAGGGAAAUCCACCAAACAGGCUGAGAAGCAGACGAAGGAUGCUCUGACCAGGAAGCAGCAGAAAGGGAGGAAGAAGGGUCAGGAGGAGGAGAGUCAGGAGGCCCCAGAGCUGCUCAAAAGGCCCAAAGAGUACACCGUCAAAUUCACCUUCCCCAACCCGCCGCCCCUGUCCCCGCCCAUCCUGGGCCUGCACAGUGUGGACUUUGGCUAUGAGGGUCAGAAGCCUCUGUUUAAAAACGUGGACUUUGGAAUCGACAUGGAGUCUAGAAUUUGUAUCGUUGGACCCAACGGUGUCGGGAAAAGUACCCUGCUGCUCCUGCUAACAGGCAAAUUAACUCCGACUCGAGGAGAAAUGAGAAAGAACCAUAGAUUGAAAGUCGGUUUCUUCAACCAGCAGUAUGCAGACCAGCUGACCAUGGAGGAGUCGGCCACAGAGUACCUGCAGCGGAACUUUAACCUGCCGUACCAGGACAGCAGGAAGUGCCUGGGCCGCUUUGGCCUGGAGAGCCACGCCCACACCAUCCAGAUCUCCAAACUCUCAGGUGGUCAGAAAGCCAGGGUCGUGUUCGCUGAGCUGUCCUGCCGACAACCUGAUGUGCUCAUCCUGGAUGAGCCCACCAACAACCUGGACAUCGAGUCGAUCGACGCCUUAUCUGAAGCCAUUAACGAGUACAAGGGAGCCGUGAUCAUUGUGAGCCACGACGCCCGGCUGAUCACAGAAACGCAGUGCCAGCUCUGGGUCGUGGAGGACCAGGCCGCCAACCAGAUCGACGGCGACUUUGAGGACUACAAGCGCGAAGUGCUGGAGGCCCUGGGGGAGACCCUGGUCAACAAGACCCGAGACUGACAGGGCCGAGGAGGAGGGGCGGGGCAGCAGGGGUGCACGCUGGUGGGGCAGUUUUAAAACAAUGUACACAAUGCUUCCUGGGAGCGCUGACGGCGGCUUGCUCGGCAGCAGUGUACUCUGGCGCCCUCUUGGGGCUGUGCAACGGUGGCGCGAGCCGGUGUCACGUUCCUCUUCACCCACCGCACACUCCUCCCCUCUGAUUGGUCAGUACAGGCCAUGUGAUGCAUGUGGGCCAGUCAGGGACGAGUGAGCGCUGUGUGUUUUGGAGAGUGAUUGCGGCGUGUGCAAAUUCACCGUUGCGGGCUGAAGACCGGGCAGAUGACACGGGAACGAGUCUGGCAGUAGCAUGCCGCACUGUUGGUUAGGUUUCGAGCGAUAUGCAUCAAGAGGCAACAGUACAUUAACUUUGGCCCAGGAAAUAUAGAAAAUAUACAUAUAACUAUAUCACUGAUAUUAAACUUUGAAUUUAAGGGGUGGGACAGAAAGUGGGAAUUUGAAAUAUGGACAUAAUUACAUGAGACAACUAUGAAAUAAAUGGAUUUUUGCACCAAA
Messenger RNA from Anguilla anguilla (European eel), 3350 nucleotides. RefSeq names its product ATP-binding cassette, sub-family F (GCN20), member 1 (gene abcf1). NCBI's taxonomy places the organism in Eukaryota, Metazoa, Chordata, Actinopteri, Anguilliformes, Anguillidae. Bases 162 to 2798 code for a protein of 878 amino acids. The transcript is spliced from 27 exons. The record is from RefSeq and is a predicted model, not a curated record. Gene Ontology annotation, molecular function: ATP hydrolysis activity; ATP binding.